AUGGGUCUUCCAGUAUGGCGCAACCCUGAAGAAACACGCAGCAGCGACAAUAGUCCAGCCGCCGUCUCUCGAGUUAAGAACGACAGUACCGCCGCCUCUCGCUCUCCAAUCCGUCGUCUCCGUGCGUCCCGUCCACCCAACUUCUACCGAGUCGGCCAGCCACCAGCUGUACCCGAAGCACCUCGUCGUGUACCUUCCAGUGACCGUAGUUUCGACCUGGCACAAUACCUCGGUGACGACGAUGUCUCACAAGAACAACGUCCUGACCCGAAUCGACGACGCUCAAGAACAGAUACCUUUCUGCCUCCACCUCUCGAACGCGAUCGUCCACAAUCGCGCAAUGGUGCCUCUUCGAGUCUUCCUUCUCCUCCGCUGGACAUGUCAGAUCCCACCGCGUCGUCUCGCAUCGUCCUACUGCGCCCUUCACAAUCCUCACCACACCCUCUGAGCUUCACUCACAGACCAGUCUCUUCCGAUGACGGUCUGGGCGAUCGUAACCGUAGCCCUUCUCCGGUUGCCUGGAACGUCAUCGGCUCUACCAUCACUCCCGAUGAUUCGCUACCGUCUGCUGACUCCAGCUUUGCCUCGAACGGAGCUUCGGCUUCGUUUGCACACACAGAUGGCCCUGCGGAUGGUCCAGCUGACGCGCUGGCCGAGGACUCCAGCUCUUCUACCAUCAACGAAUCCCAAAGUUAUGAUCGCCGUACCGUUGAAGCCUUGUUGUACGACUUCGCCAUGCAAACCGCCGAAGGUCGAGCACAGAUUCAGCUUCUCGGCCGCAUGUCACCAGGGGAUGCGCGUUGGGUGCGCCACCACAGCAAUACCAGUCAAGAGGACGAUGACAACGAGGACGAUGAUGGGGACAACGACAGAGAUGAAGCUCCUCCCCAACGCCCCUCACAAUACGACUCGGACAUACGCGAACGCUCUCGUCAGGCCGCUGCUUCAACCAUGCACUAUUUUGGGAACACACACAACGAACGUCCCACCAGGCGGCACGUCGGGCGGGUUGUCGGACAUGUGUUCCCGAACUCGACCACUCGCUCGAGUUUGCUUACCAACUGGGCUGCAAGACGCUCCGAGGCAUCUCUAGCGCGCAGUGCUCGUGAGGCUGAGGAUCGUUCCCGUGAUGAGAGGUUGUAG
Messenger RNA from Aureobasidium namibiae CBS 147.97, 1143 nucleotides. RefSeq lists its product as uncharacterized. The transcript is spliced from 2 exons. Lineage: Eukaryota; Fungi; Ascomycota; Dothideomycetes; Dothideales; Saccotheciaceae. The record is from RefSeq and is a predicted model, not a curated record. The coding region runs from base 1 to 1143 and encodes 380 amino acids.